UGGUUGUGGCGGGAACUGGGUUUUUUUCGCCGAUUCGAGAUUUAUCUUCGUUUUGGUUUCGGUGUUUCUCGUGACUGCGGGAUGGCGCCUUCGUUCCUUUCUCUGUUUGCGUUUUGGACAUUCCGUGCCGCGUUUUGCAGUGGCGUUUGCGUAUUUCGUUGCCCCGAGAGUUUACGCGUUAUUAUGAGAUCCCUAAUAGGGUCUCAUUCUAGGGUUUUCUUCUAUCCUCUUGCGUCGGGGUUUCUUCAUGGGACUCUACGAUGCUCUACGCUUCGAUAUUCAAUAUUGGGCUUUACGUAGCGUGCAUUACUUGAAAAAAAGGGUACAAUUCUCUGUUUGAUGAGAACUGAGGUUCUUCCGCAAUGCCACUUAUAAGGAGAAAGCCUUUGGCCUUGGCCGAGCCUCCUGAGGAUUUGAAGCAAUAUGAGCCUGUUUACCAAAUUCGGUUUACGAAAGAAAUCUUUCAAGAUUAUCAUGAUUAUUUGAAGCAAUUGAAUCUAUACCGCCAGAGGGUUUGGAUGUGUAAAGUCACUGGAAAAACUGGCUUGACUUAUGAAGAGGCUUUGGUGUCUGAACAACUUGCUACCGAGAAAGUUCAACAGUUUCCUAAAGAACUGAUGACUGUUGCUUUAAGCAUUAUUCAAUACAGUAUGCUCCCUUUGAAGGAUCUUGCUGAUUCUAUUGCUGAGAAAUUGCAGGAAUGUUUGUUUGUGGGUGCUGAACUACAUGGGAAAAAGGAUGAUGGAGUUCAUCCAUGCAAAAUAUUAAAAGUCAUUCAGAAAGGAGUUGACACAGUCUCUUAUGAGGUAGCUUGGCUUGACAAAAACAAGAAUAUUAGAGAACAAGCAGAAGUCAGCGCAGAAGAUUUGGUGCAUAAGAAGCCGCUUUUUAGUAGAAAUAUUUUGAAGUCUUUUAUUCGUGAGUCUACAUAUCGGAAUGCCCCUUGGGUUUUACAUGAUGAGCUAGCAAAAAAUCAUGGAAUAUCAACUGACAUUCCUGAGGACUUACAAGGAAGGGUUUUCUACAAAUAUGGACUUUUAGUUUGCUCCAAGAAAAGGAAAAACGAGGAAUCACUGGAAGACACUGAUAACUGUAAAAGGAAGAAGUUGGAUGGCGCACAAGUUGACGAUUCUAGCCAAGAGAAAGAAAAUGGUCAACACAAUGAUGAAGCAAUCAAAUACCCCAUUGAUGAUCUAUUGGUGACGCCUAGUCCAGAUGAUCCUGUAUUCACUGAUCGUCCUUCUCCAGCAAAAGACUUCAAUAUUCCAAUGAGUUGUGUAGGGGAACUCUUGAUGGUUUGGGAUUUUCUUAGUUCCUUUGGUAGACUGUUGCAGCUGAGCCCCUACUCUCUAGAAGAUUUUGAAUUUGCAAUCUGCCAUAAGGAUAGCAAUGUGGCUCUCCUUAUGGAAUCUCAUGCAGCACUUUUUCGACUUCUCAUCAAAGAUAAGGAUGAAUACUCCUUGGUUGUGAAGAACCGAAAACUGAAGUCUAAGAUUACAACCAAUAAUUGGACAGAAUAUUUAUGUCAUUUUCUAGAGAUGAUCAAUAUUCCUGAACUACGGCAACAUAAAACAACUAUAAAACGGGGACAUUAUGGCCUUGUAGAUGCCAGUGCUAAAUUAAAAAUCUUAGGCGAAUUGGUCAAUCGAGCCCUUGAAACUGCAAUAUUCAGGGAAAAGUUAGAUGAGAUUAUUGAACAGCGGCAGGCACUUGGGGCCACUAGAAGGGAAGAAGCAUUGGAAAAUGGUAGGAGGAGAAGAGAAGAAAAGGAGCGGAUGAAAGCUGAGUCAGAAAGCAAUGGAUUUGUGGAUGGGCAUCUAAACGGUGCAAAUGUCCUAGCAAAUAAUAUUCACGGUAUACAAAAUGGAGACGUGGGAGAGAAAAGAAUUAUAGAGAUAGAACCAUCAGGGCAAAACGAUCCAUUGGGUAGAAGUGGGAUCAAGCAUUUAAAUCCUGCUCCGAAAAAGACACUUAAGAAGUUAAAUUCAGAGCUGAAAGAACCAACGGAAAAUGGAAAAGAAUUAUCCAGAAAGGAAUCACCGAAACAGUUGAAGGCUGAUAAGGAUUCAUCAGAGAAGAAUAGUAAAGAACAGAGGAAAGAAUAUUUCGAACGGGAGAUGGAGAAACGGUUUAUUCGUAGAAGCCCAUUAGGUAAGGACAGAGAUCACAAUAGGUAUUGGUGGUUCUGUCGCUAUGGGAGGAUAUUUGUUGAAAGCUGUGACUCCAAGAAUUGGGGAUACUACAGCAGUAAGGAAGAGCUUGAUACAUUGAUGAGUUCACUGAAUUGCAAGGGUGAGCGGGAAAGGGCACUGCAAAAGCAUCUAGAAAAAUAUUAUAAUACAAUAUGCUCAGAACUCCAGAAAACAUCGAAGGAUUUGAUGCACAGGUUUGUAGAUGAGUCUGUGCUUCGUAGGUCUACUCGUGUUAGAGCUCAACCUAGGCAGAACCCCUCCGAUGCUUGCCUCAGAUAUAGAAACAAGUACUAUAAAGAAGAAUAGGAGGUGCAAGGGGAAAUUCAGUAAAGUUACCUUCAAACAAAUGGAACUUGGCACUUUUAAAGGAGCUGAGUUUAAUUCAUUGCCUUCACAGUAAUAGAGAUUAAGUAGUUUUCCGAUCCAUUUUUGGAUGAUCGACAAGCAUGUGUGUGCUUGUUUCAGAAAUUUUGUACAUUACUUAUUAUUCGAUUCAAUAAUAUCUGAAACUGCAAAAUUGAAUGCCGUGUUA
Glycine soja is the source of this 2724-nucleotide messenger RNA. Its product is annotated as DDT domain-containing protein DDB_G0282237-like. The transcript has 11 exons. Bases 363 to 2498 code for a protein of 711 amino acids. NCBI's taxonomy places the organism in Eukaryota, Viridiplantae, Streptophyta, Magnoliopsida, Fabales, Fabaceae. The record is from RefSeq and is a predicted model, not a curated record.